UUAAUAUAAAUAUUGCUAGUGCCCUCUGAUGAGUAACAGUAAAACAUGCGCAGUGAAGAUAUCUUAGUUAUCACAUUUAUGUGUUAGUGUUACUAAGGGUUUUGAAGUCUUUUUAUGGUGGUUGUCAGAAGAAGCAGAAAGAAUGAGUUCCAAAGUGAGUCGUGAUACCAUUUAUGAAUGUGUGAAUACUGUUGUGGAGAACUCCAAGAAGAAGCAGAGAAAAUUUGUCGAAACAGUGGAGCUGCAGAUUGCUUUGAAAAAUUACGAUCCCCAGAAAGAUAAACGAUUUUCCGGGACUGUGAAGUUAAAGCACAUCCCAAAACCUAAAUAUUCAGUAUGUGUAUUGGGAGACCAGCAGCAUUGUGAUGAAGCUAAGGCCAAUGCAAUUCCUUGCAUGGACUCGGAGGCUUUAAAGAAAUUAAACAAGAACAAGAAACUUGUUAAAAAGUUAGCAAAAAAGUACGAUGCUUUUCUUGCAUCUGAGUCUCUAAUUAAGCAAAUUCCAAGACUUCUUGGUCCUGGACUGAAUAAAGCUGGCAAGUUUCCAUCACUACUGGCUCAUGGUGAAUCAAUGGUGGCAAAGAUAGAUGAAGUGAAAGCCACAAUCAAAUUCCAGAUGAAAAAGGUGUUGUGUUUGGCAGUUGCUGUUGGUCAUGUGAAAAUGUCUGAUGAUGAACUAGCCCAGAACAUUAACCUUGCAAUAAAUUUCUUGGUUUCACUACUGAAGAAAAAUUGGCAGAAUAUCCGGUCAUUGCACAUUAAGAGCACCAUGGGUCCACCUCAACGCCUCUACUAGGUUUUCUGCCUUUUUCUGUGUAUCUUCACAGUUGAAAAAAUGAAAUAAAAUUGCAAAAGAUUUGUA
Molecule: messenger RNA, 862 nt
Organism: Limulus polyphemus (Atlantic horseshoe crab)
Lineage: Eukaryota; Metazoa; Arthropoda; Merostomata; Xiphosura; Limulidae
Product: 60S ribosomal protein L10a
Exons: 5
Coding region: 143-796 (217 amino acids)
Biological process (GO): translation
Cellular component (GO): large ribosomal subunit
Molecular function (GO): RNA binding; structural constituent of ribosome
Source: RefSeq, a predicted model, not a curated record